AUGGCAGACAGUUCUUUUCCACCUCAUCCCCCAGCCACCGAGGCCACGCCGCUGCUCUCUUCCCACCAGCAAUAUUCUGUCUUUACCAAUGGACAAAAGCGACUGAUCAUCCUUACAGCAGCACUGGCAUCAAGCUUCUCGCCGUUUUCAGCGAACAUCUACUAUCCCUCGCUGAACUCCAUCGCAGCUGAUCUCCAUGUCAGCAGCUCUCAGAUCAACCUGACGAUCACUACAUAUAUGAUCUGUCAAGGUCUCGCCCCCUCAUUCAUGGGCUCCUUCGCAGACCAAGCCGGCCGCCGCCCAGCCUACAUCCUCUGCUUCCUCAUCUAUAUCAUCGGCAACAUCGCCCUCGCGCUGCGACACAGCUAUCCAGCCCUCCUCAUCCUUCGCGCCGUGCAAAGCUGCGGAAGCAGCGGUACCGUGGCGCUCGCUUCCGCAGUUGCCGCGGACGUCAUCACGUCCGCCGAGCGAGGCAUGUAUAUGGGCAUCACAUCGCUGGGCAACAUCCUCGCUCCGUCCCUGGGGCCGAUUCUGGGGGGCUUUCUGAGCCAGUAUCUCGGCUGGCAGGCCGUGUUCUGGUUCCUGGCGCUGGCCGCAAUCACCUUCUUCGUGCCGUUGGUGGCGUUCUUCCCUGAGACGUGCCGUGCAAUCGUCGGCAACGGCUCCAUCCCCGCCCACGGGUGGAAUCAAUCCCUCCUGAACCGGUGGAGCAGCCAACACAAGCAGCAGAGGGAUUGCGAGCGUCCUUCGAACCCGGCCACCCCCUGCCGCCACGACCUCGACCACAACCACGCGCAGAAGCGGACGAUCGCCUGUCCGAACCCCGUGUCCACCCUCCGACUCCUCUUCCAGCUCCCCACGGGCCUCCUCAUCCUCGCCAACGGCAUCGUCUUCGCGAGCUACUACUCCGUCAUCGCGGGGAUCCCCUCCCAAUUCAAGAAGAUCUACGGACUAACCGACCUAGGCAUCGGCCUGAGCUUCAUCCCCGCCGGCCUCGGCUCGCUCGUCAGCGCAACCUUCAACGGCCUCCUCGUCGACUGGAACUACAUCCGGCUGCGCACAAAAGCCGGCCAUCCCAUCUCCAAGACCCAGAAGCAGGAUCACGGCGAGUUUCCCAUCGAGCGGGCCCGGUUGCAGAUCGGAAUCCCCAUGACGGUCGCAGCAGCACUCGCAGUCGCCGCCUACGGCACAGUCAUCGCCCGCGAGCCCGCCCUGGCCGUCGCCCUGGCGCUCGUGUUCGUGAUUGCUUUCUGCAUCACCGCCGCUUACAACGUCAUGAACGUCCUCGUCGUCGACUUGUACUACACCACCCCGGCCACGGCCAUGGCGGCCAACAAUCUCGUGCGAUGCUUCCUGGGCGCGGCCGCCACGGCUGCCAUCCAUCCGAUGAUCGUGCGUUGCGGGAACCAGGCCACGUACUGGGUCGUCGCGGGGGCGAUGCUGGGUGUUACUCCGUUGCUGGUGGUGGUAUACUGGAAGGGGCUGGAGUGGAGGAAUCGUCGUGGCCCGGAGGUAGCGGAUUCAUAG
Aspergillus clavatus NRRL 1 is the source of this 1527-nucleotide messenger RNA. Its product is annotated as putative MFS efflux transporter. The transcript has 3 exons. The coding region runs from base 1 to 1527 and encodes 508 amino acids. The record is from RefSeq and is a predicted model, not a curated record. Gene Ontology annotation, biological process: transmembrane transport. Lineage: Eukaryota; Fungi; Ascomycota; Eurotiomycetes; Eurotiales; Aspergillaceae. Gene Ontology annotation, molecular function: transmembrane transporter activity.